AAGACACCUGGCACUCUGCUGCUUAAUUACCAGUUUACCCGACCAUACAACUAAACAAAUAUUUAACUUUAUCGUGGCCAAAACAAGUUACACGCGCCAUAUGUCAUGGCAUAUAGGAGAAGAAGACAACUCGCGCUGCCAGACCAAAAUGAUAGGCAUGCACCCAACAACGUGGACCAGCUUGCUUUCAAAUACAUGGAGAUGUGUAAAGUGGAAUCCAGCACAGAUUCUGACUCCGAGAUCAGUCCAAGAUGGUCAGACACCAGCACUAUGCAGGGAUGCGUGAGCAGUGCACCAGAAAAUGGGACUUUCAGGCAGACGUUGCCAUUAACUCGCAAGCCUGCAGGAAGGCAUGGCUGUCAGUCUUUGUUUUUGGACCCAUAUGACGGAAGCUCUGAGGAUUCUGAUGAGUCAAACGUCGACGUGGGCGUUUCCAGCAGGCGAGCAAGGCAGCAGGGAAAAGGUGGAGGAGGCUGUCGGUUCUCGGGCAGGAGCAGAAGAUAUAUCAUUCACCACCCUGCAUCCUUCAGAGAAGUGUUGAAAAAUGGGAUGAGGGAUUCUGUGACAGAGCAGCAACCUCUUUUGGGUGUCCAGAUGAAAUGUGGGAGUGACUCUGAUCUGUGGGUCUGUGACCUUGACAUUCUGCCUUCCCACAAUGACAGGGGUGAUUGUAGAGAUCUUAAAGAGGAAAUGUCCAAUGAUUCAACAAUGCACGCCCAAACUAUGGACAUAGAUAUAGAUUACCAACACGAUGAUUCCGGUGUGCAUGAUGCAAGAUCUUCCACACCUCAAGCACCUGGAUGUGUAACCCCAGUGGAAGGGAUUAGGUACCGGAUGUUGGAUAGCUCCUCUGAGAGAUCCCCCAGUCCCUGUAACCCCAGAUCUCUUUACAAGAGAAAGCUGGGUUUCCCCGGAGCCGAAGCAGUGGAGCUGGGGCAAAGAAAAAAGCAGUGUAUCGUCAACAUGGAGGACGAACACGAGCGACAGGCAGGGGGGUCGGCAUCUGAACCGUGUUAGAACCCUGUAACCACAGACUGAAGUACUGCAGUCAUCAUCAGUGUGUUAAAUGGCUUAAGGUAGAAUGAAAUACUGUAAAUAGUUUCUUGGCAAUGCACUUUGUUUACUCAUAUAAAGAGAGCUGAGGGUUUGUUUUUCUGUCUCCAGUUGUUUUGAGCAUCUCACAAGUGUCGCAUGUUGUUCUGAUUGACAUUAUGAUUUUUGUUUUAAGUAUAUACACACAGUGACCUGAGGCUCCACAAUAGGUCAAUGUACCGCCUAUGCACUGACAGUGAAAAAACUGCACUUUUUCCCAUGGACCAAUAAAAGAAAAAACAUCCAUUAAAAAACCC
Molecule: messenger RNA, 1349 nt
Organism: Scatophagus argus
Lineage: Eukaryota; Metazoa; Chordata; Actinopteri; Scatophagidae
Exons: 5
Coding region: 106-1017 (303 amino acids)
Source: RefSeq, a predicted model, not a curated record